CAGAAUAAUGGAGUCCCCAGGAGGGGCACUAUCCAGCACCCCACAGGGAUGCCAAGAAGGCCGGGUACUCCGCACUACCACUCGGCCCGUAGGCCGACAUGAUAGUCAGAGACCUCUCCCCAACCUAGGAAGAUCCGCCCCCCGAAUCGUCUCUCUCUCACCUCGUCUCACUUAGUCUCACCUAACUUCUGUUCACCAAGUGAAUCAGUUCAAGAGCACAAACCUACAAAUUCGUCUCAAGCAACGACGCCAAUUUGUCAGGUAAUAUGUUUCCACGUCGAUGUGUUAAUUUGGUCUCGCAAGGUUUAGUAUAAAAUACGAAUAUUUGCAUUAUUGUUUAAAUACGACGAUUUGCGAGCGGAGUUCCGCGGUCGCGCGUGGUUUCGCACCAUUAGACGAGCCGCUGUUUAAGAGUUUUUGGCAAUAUUUAUAAGUUGUAGUAAUAAAAAACAAAAUUAGGCUGUAUUACAGUUAAUAUUACAACGACAAAUUUGGCUCAAUGAGGAGGAAAUCCCCUCACGUUUUGUGUGUUUUUUGAGUUAUACUAUAAAUUAGUAGGUCACUUCAAUAUCCUAUCAGUCUUUUUAAAUUGUUUUUUUGAGUCCGAAAUAGGGAUUUAAAUGAAAUGAUCGUGUGCCUGCCAUAUUCUGUGAAAUAAAUGAUGUCAAAUAAAGUGAUAAUGUGCCUGCAAUAGUAAUAACUAACUGUACACAUUGAUUUUCUCAUCAUUAAAUGAUAACAGUCAUUCAGUUGGACUGUGAUGCCAAGAAGAUGAAUACAGAGAAAUCAAAUCGAAUAAGUUCAGUUCAAAAGACCCCCUCCCCAUACUGUAAUUAUGUUCUGUUUAUGGUAAUCAGAGUCAUUAAUCCAGCAUCUCAUAUCAGAGUAUUUUACUCACAGCUCUAUUUGUUGUGAUGUAUUUCUGUAGACAUGUAUAAGCCUCAGUUCACCUUCCUGCCUGGGACCAACCACCUGAGGCUUCAAGCCAGCAGCGAUGCUGCUGCAGCAGCCCAGCAGGAGAGGAGAGACAGCAGCGGCAGAGAGAAGCUGCCUGUAAAAUCCACCCAGGAGGUGGAGGCCGCGGCACAGAGACGGGUCAGGGCCCUGGGGGGGGAUCCCACGGACCGACGCUGCAUCCUCAGUCAAAUGGAGGUGCAGUUUGGUCUGUACAGGGGACACACCUUCCAGUGGCUGCUGACCCAUGACCUCGGCUACACAGUGGGACUGUUGGCGAGCCACGAGGCAGAGUGUGAGGCAGGACACGGCAGCAGCAGCAGCCCCCUUCUGUGCAAUAAAGACGCCCUGCUGGAGUAUGCACGGCUCUUUAAAGAAGUCACCGCUGCCAUUGUGGAUAAGAGGAGGACAGGCACUGACUUAGAGGGCGACCGGCUGGUGGGCUUCGGUGAAUACAGCACCCUCACUUACAGGGAGCUGUAUGAGAGCUCAGACCCACAAAUAAGCAGCUAUAGGGGAUGGAUCAGGGGGAUGCAGGUCCAGCAUGCUGGCUCCCGACUCAGUCAGCUGAAAAAGUAUGCGCCGAGGAGGGACAGGGCCCAACAACCUGCUGCAUCCUCUGCUGCUUCCACCCGCAGCCCGGCAGCGUGCUCCAGCAGGGCCGGCAGCAAGGCCAGCUGCACCACGAAGGCUGCUGCACCUUCCCCUCAGCGCCAGUCCUCCACUCCAAGGAAGAAGCGAGCCAUGGUUCUUUACAGUUCCUCGGAGGAAGAUGAGGAGCUGAUGGUGGAAGCUGCUUCUGCUGUAGAGCAGGAGCUGUCUGCUUUGGGUGAGUCAUGCAGCAGGUCUAUUUUUCUAACACAUUUCAUCACAAUGUGUAUGAUAGUGACCGUGCUGGACUCUGCGCCCGUUGUAGCAACUUCAUCAGCAACUCCUACUCCUCUCCUCACACCAUCUCCCUCUGCUGAUAAACCCAGCGCUCCUGCAGCCCGGGUUGGUUUCAAAAGACUUUUUGAAGCAAGAAGUUGUUUUUUUCUUAUUUGCAGCAGUUCACUUGUUACGGCCCCUGGCCUUUUGAGGCUGUGCAGGCUCCUUUUCUUUUUUUUUUGUUAUGCAGAUUCAGCUGUGGGGGCACACCUUCCUGAUUGGCUGCCUGGAGACUGCUGGAAGGCAGCCGUGCCAUUGGACCAGCAGAGAAUUGCAAGCCAAUCAGAUGCUAAUGAGGCCCACCUGCAACAUAUAAAAUGCUCCAGUGAACAUUCUCCCAGUGGGGCAGCUUGUAGGAAGAGGUUUUGUUCAGCUGUCCCCCACCUUUGGUGUUUUCAACUGCUUUGGGCAGUUUUGGAAAAUUUCUUGUCCUGUUUGUUCUGCUAAAAGGGUUUUGACUUUGUUGUAGUUUGCCUCGCAAGCUAGAAGCUCAUGGUUGGGAGGCUUGGUACCUCCCUUUUGUGAAUGUUCUUUUCUUUUUGGGUUCCUUGAACUUAAUAUUCCUCAGGCUGUUAGCCCUCUGUGCUUUUUUUUUUGUGUUACCUGGGUAAAAUUGUAUUGUGGCUUUGUGAAACCCUGUUUUGUAAUAAAUCCUUUUACAUUCCACUUGUUUCCUCUGGACACAUCAUUAUGUUACCGCCCCUGAACCCCUAGACCUGUGUGGGCCGUAACAUCA
Molecule: messenger RNA, 2617 nt
Organism: Girardinichthys multiradiatus
Lineage: Eukaryota; Metazoa; Chordata; Actinopteri; Cyprinodontiformes; Goodeidae
Exons: 3
Coding region: 931-2328 (465 amino acids)
Source: RefSeq, a predicted model, not a curated record